Messenger RNA from Ectocarpus siliculosus, 378 nucleotides. The record is from the annotation of a GenBank genome assembly. Lineage: Eukaryota; Phaeophyceae; Ectocarpales; Ectocarpaceae.
AUGAUUCCGACGCGGUUUUCACAGAGAGCCCGCAACCUGGAGUACGCUACCAAGCGCGCGGGUUACGCCCCUUCCCUGGCGUUUAGGGCGAUGUCAAGGAAGGACAUGGCCGUACACUCGAUGUUAAAUGUAAAGGAGGCCGUGGCGGCGGGAGCGCUCGUACGCAUGAAGACUGGCAAACGGCGUGGAGCGGAGUCCCUGCCGCCAGCAGUGCCUGAGCGAGGGAGGCGCGGACAGGAAGCGAUCCCGUAUGGAGGAGUCGGCGGCGGCGGCGGGCGCGUCGAGCCAGAAGCGCUCCCGCCACGACGACGGCUUCACGACGCACGAGGCCCUGGUGGCACGGGUGUCAUUCUUGGGCGCCGGCGGCAGCAGCAGUAG